GUGGGCUCCCUGUUUGAACGCAGUGUGGUGCUGGUGGACAAGUUGCAAGGUAAACUGGACCAGGACCUCCAGAAGGCCUUUGACCCCCAGAGCAGAGGCCAGGCCCGGGGCCAACAGCCUACCCAGGACCCCUUCUCCCUGGGGAUGGACUUAGGCUUCAUCCACAGAGUGGGGCUGGAGGAGGUGCUGGACUCCUUCUUUAACUUUGGGAAGAGUGUUGUGGAGGACUUUGGGGACGUGGUCACACGAGUGUUUGAUGACCUCAAAGACGUUGUGGAGGAGGAGAGGAAGAGAGAGGGGAAGCUGUUCCCUCCUUUCCUCCAGAACAUGAAGCUGUGUAGAGAGUUGAGGAGGCAGACUUCAGAAUGCUGGCAGCUGCAGAACCAGUGUCAGUCCUGUCAAGGGGUGCUGCUCACAGAGUGUCCCAGUGUGAGGGAGCUGCAUGUGGAACUGGAUGAGAAGACUCAGCUGCGGGACAUGUCUAAGGAGCAGUAUGACGAGGUUCUGAGCAUUGUGCAGCAGCACACAAGUGACACGGUGAGCUGGAUAAGCAACAUGGCUUCUGAGUUCAGCUGGGUGACAGAAAUGGUCAACAACACCACCACACCUGAUACCAUAUUCCGCAUCAGAAAGGUGGUGUCAGAGGGAGUUGAUGGAGGCAGCUCGUCAAGGGGAGACACCAAGGUGGAGCUGAACAUCCUAAACUCUCCUCCUCUCCUCCUGACCAUCCCAGCUGAUGUGGAGCUGCAGGACCCCGCCUUUAUCCGUUUCUUGGCUCAGGAGGCCCUGGGGAUGUACAAGCAGAUGUUCAGACACAUUGACGACUAAGCAUGAAGAAAGUUCACUCACUGUCAUGUCAUAGUUAGUGGACAGUACGCUGUGUGUUUUUGUUCACUAGAUUUAAUGUAUAUAGCUUGUAAACAAAUUUGUUUAGGGAACAUUUUAAGAUUGACGAGACAACUUAUUGUAAUGUUGGAAUUAAUUACAUGUAAAAUUGAACCAAAGUAACUUGUACCAGUUGUCAUGUUGCAUGUUGUACAAUAAAAGGUGGAGCUCGA
Messenger RNA from Salvelinus sp. IW2-2015, 1058 nucleotides. Its product is annotated as clusterin-like protein 1. Lineage: Eukaryota; Metazoa; Chordata; Actinopteri; Salmoniformes; Salmonidae. The annotation marks the transcript as partial. The record is from RefSeq and is a predicted model, not a curated record. The transcript is spliced from 6 exons. Gene Ontology annotation, molecular function: misfolded protein binding. Gene Ontology annotation, cellular component: nucleus.